Thunnus maccoyii (southern bluefin tuna) is the source of this 2249-nucleotide messenger RNA. It is a transcript of the gene tmem9, whose product is annotated as transmembrane protein 9. The transcript is spliced from 6 exons. Gene Ontology annotation, cellular component: lysosomal membrane. The record is from RefSeq and is a predicted model, not a curated record. NCBI's taxonomy places the organism in Eukaryota, Metazoa, Chordata, Actinopteri, Scombriformes, Scombridae. The coding region runs from base 203 to 769 and encodes 188 amino acids.
UGUGCGUGACGUCAACCCGGAAAGAGGAAGCCCAAAAUAAAUUUCGGAGCUCUCUUUUAAAUACAUCGAGCUAGUUUACAGCUACAACCUGAAUGCAUAGUAUAAACGAAUAUUUAAGCUACUGUUAUAACACUGCUGUGUUUUGACAGAGCCGUGCUGGUGAUUCUGCAUCCGUCCUGCAAAUCGUCUUGCCUGAGGGAAAAUGUCGUCUGGCAGGGAAGGAUGCUGGGCCUUUGUCAUCACCGCAAUGAUGACCGUGUUUUUGCUGGAUGCUGCUGUUGUUGUACAGGCGAAGAGCUUUGAGGAUGUUCGCUGCAAGUGCAUCUGCCCACCGUACAGAAACAUCAGCGGCCACAUCUACAACAGAAACGUCUCCCAGAAGGAUUGUAACUGCCUCCAUGUAGUGGAUCCCAUGCCGGUACCUGGUCAUGAUGUGGAAGCUUACUGCCUGUUGUGUGAGUGCAAGUAUGAGGAACGAAGCAGCAACACCAUCAAGGUAACCAUCAUCAUUUACCUGUCUGUUGUGGGCGCACUGCUGCUCUACAUGCUGUUCCUGCUGCUGGUUGAUCCUCUUAUCCGCAAACAUGACCCCUACACCCAGCCGUUGCACAACGAGGAGGACUCUGAGGAGAUGCGUCCACAGGUGGACACCAGCCAGGGCAGAGGAAACACUGUGCUGGAGCGGGUUGAGGGGGCACAGCAGCGCUGGAAAAAGCAGGUCCAGGAACAGCGCAAGACUGUUUUUGACCGCCACAAGAUGCUUAGUUAAACCCCAAGCCAAUCUCGCACCAGGGUUAGAGGAGGUAACUUUCCCGUACUCAGCUGCCUUCCAUCACCAGCUGUACUAUUUCUAACCCCUCUCAUAGCUGUGCACUGGACUCUCAGAAUUAUUUCCCCAUUAAGACAUACUGAUAAUAAAGUCCAAUGUUUUUAUUUAAUACACCAAUUUAUACCAAUACCAAUUUCAUUUAAGCACCAUAGACUAAGUUGCAAUUAUAUACAAACUAAAGGCCUUCGCACUCUUAAUGGCUUAAGAUCAUCUAAAUUAUUUCAACAAUUUGCAGUGUAACAGAUUUGAAAUGUCUUGAUAAAAUAAGAACUUGUCUUUUGUCUAUUUAGCCAUGACUGUGAAUUGCUUUUAAGCUUCCUCGUGAUAAUUUUUGUUGUAAGCUAUUUGCUAAUUUGGUCAAAUACAGUUGCAGUGCAGUUCGCAAGCAGUUUUCUUGUAGCAUAGUUAUCGUUUAUUAAGUUACCUCAGAACAGGUAAGCUUUAUGUUUGUGAAUGACAGUUUAGGUGAUUGGGCAGUAAGAGAACCCUAUGUGCUAUUGCCAAGCAUUGCACAUUUUCUUAUUGAGCACUAAUAAUAGUUUAUUUCUAAUAAUAAUAAUUAUAAUUUAUUUGUACUUUAUUUGUACAUUCCUGUGCAUUGUAACCUGGGCGUAUUAAGGAUUGUAAAUUUUGGCCUUUGUAAUUUUAAAGCUUUGACUUUUAAGAUAGCCCCAAUAUGUGCCUUUUCCUGUUUCUCUCCUUGUGUGGGUGAAUGUGUUGCACCAAACUCCAACGCAACAUUUGGCUCUUAUGCGUAACAGAUGGAAGAAUCAACCAAUCUUUUUUGGCAGGCAUAUCAUCCACUGUGUGGCAGUUGUGUCUGUAUAAAUUCCAUCUGUAAUCUUUAAUUUAGGAGUAAACCUGAUGUGGAAAAUGUUUGUCCGACUCAGGCUGAAGGCCACAUUUAUAUUCUGCAGUAGUGUUUUUGAUGGAACAUCCUUUCCCGUGCAAAGAGAGAAAUGGAGAACGGGGCAUUUAGCAGAGCUUUAAAGCCAUCCUCAGUUGAAUCAAAUCUCUGCCGCUGGGGAAUGUCCUAAAUCUGUAAAGCCGCUGAUAAUGCGGUUUAAGCGUGGCAGAAUCAGGAUGCCUCAUGGCUCUGAAGGGCCUCAUGUGCAUCAUUACGUGUCAGUGAAUCCCCUCCUCGCAUCCUACUACUGAAGCUCCCUGCUGGGGGAAGAAAGGCACACCGACUCCCAUUACCUCGUGCACAAUGUGAACUACUGAAUUUUUAUUUGUGUGUGUAAUUAUUUGUUUUAUCACUGAAGUGUUUUCGAUUGAUUGAUUUUAAGUAUGAUUUCAUAUCACUGCUAUCAAUGUUUUGUAGGGUAAACGUCCCUAUUAAGCCCACCAAAUCCACUUUUCAGACAUUGCUUCAAUUUAAGUGAGAACAUCUUCAUUAAAAUGAAAGUCUGAUCUCUCA